AUGUCUUCCACCGGCGGAGGAUGGGCGCAACUGCGCCAGCAAGCACGUGCUCUUGAGCAACAGACAGAGACACUCUUCCAUACAUACUCGCAAUUCGCAUCAGCACCCAGCAUACCGCAAAAGCCCUCCGAAGACGAACUACGGACCGAAACAAACCUGCAAGAGCUGCUCGAGAAGAGAGAAGCACUUGUUGGCCAGCUAUCGAGACUGCUAGACUCCGAGUCGUCUUCCUCCGCUGUAAAGCUGAACAACCUCGCUCGACACCGCGAGAUCCUCUCAGACCACCGCCGCGAGCUCUCUCGUAUUAGAUCCACCAUCACCGAUGCGCGUAACCGAGCGAACCUCCUCUCCAAUGUCAGAGACGAUAUCGACCAGUACCGCUCUGCGAAUCCAGAGGCCGACUACAUGCUAGACGAGCGAAGUCGCAUUGAUAACUCGCACAAUGUAGCCGACUCGGUGCUCAGUCAAGCCUACGCUGUCAACGAGAACUUCAGAGUGCAGAGGGAGACGUUGACAAGCAUCCAAAGGAGAAUAGUAGGCGCUGCAAGCCAAGUACCAGGCAUCAAUAGCCUGAUGGCCAGGAUUGGAUCGAAGAAGAGGAGAGACGGUAUUAUCUUGGGAAGCUUUAUCGCGUUCUGCUUUCUGAUGCUUCUAUGGUUCUGGUAA
Ascochyta rabiei is the source of this 666-nucleotide messenger RNA. RefSeq names its product protein transport protein gos1. The transcript has 2 exons. Gene Ontology annotation, molecular function: SNAP receptor activity. Lineage: Eukaryota; Fungi; Ascomycota; Dothideomycetes; Pleosporales; Didymellaceae. Gene Ontology annotation, cellular component: Golgi membrane; SNARE complex; Golgi medial cisterna. The record is from RefSeq and is a predicted model, not a curated record. Gene Ontology annotation, biological process: vesicle fusion; endoplasmic reticulum to Golgi vesicle-mediated transport. Bases 1 to 666 code for a protein of 221 amino acids.